Messenger RNA from Lentinula edodes (shiitake mushroom), 1428 nucleotides. RefSeq names its product Golgi phosphoprotein 3-domain-containing protein. The record is from RefSeq and is a predicted model, not a curated record. Gene Ontology annotation, cellular component: Golgi cisterna; trans-Golgi network; cytosol. The transcript is spliced from 4 exons. Gene Ontology annotation, biological process: Golgi organization; Golgi vesicle budding; Golgi to plasma membrane protein transport. Lineage: Eukaryota; Fungi; Basidiomycota; Agaricomycetes; Agaricales; Omphalotaceae. Bases 1 to 1428 code for a protein of 475 amino acids. Gene Ontology annotation, molecular function: phosphatidylinositol-4-phosphate binding.
AUGGCAUCUGGAUUAUCACGACGACGAGGAGCCGGACACAGUGGUGGUGGAAGUGGUAGCGGGGCAGGCCUAAUAUCUACAACGACCUCGUCGUCGUCUUCUACAUCUCCUGACUCACCUCCUCUUUCUCGCUCUUCCUCUUCGAAUGGUGUAACAAACAAUUCACGAACGCACGCAGGCUCUGCUUUUGCUGGCGGUUCCAAAAUCGCUUGGGACGUGCGAGACUUACCACCAGAUUCAUCGUCAGCAGCGGCUUCACCUGAAGCUCUCAGAAUUGGCGGGACACUUCCCAAGUUAACGCUUAUGGAAGAAAUCCUCCUUCUAGGACUCAAAGACAAACAAGGAUACUUGUCCUUUUGGAACGACAAUAUAUCGUAUGCGUUGAGAGGGUGUAUAUUGAUCGAGUUGGCAUUGAGGAGGAGGAUAGCGGUCGUUAAAGAUGUUGUGGGUGGAGGCAGGAGGAGGGUAGAGUUAAGCGAGAUGAUUGUUGAGGUUGUUGAUGAGCGGAUGACGGGUGAGACGAUCCUGGAUGAGACGUUGAGGAUGAUGAAAGCGACACAGGAUCCUCCCAUUGGUGGUGCCAUACCGAACGGUGGGACAGCUCAUUCUGGUGGAGGGAGUCUAUGGGGAACUAGUUCAUGGACUAGCGGUCCAACAGCAUCCAGUACCACAACAUCACCUUCAGGCUCAAGCACUGGAGAAAAACUCAGUAUCUCAACCUGGGUUGAUCUCCUUUCCGGCGAAACAUGGAACGUCCUUAAAAUUGGCUUCCAGCUCAAACAAGUCCGGGAACGACUCGCCAAAGGACUUGUCGACAAAGGCGUCUUACGUACCGAGAAACGCAAUUUCCUAUUAUUUGAUAUGGCUACGCACCCCGUUGCUGAUGCAGGUGUUAAAGCGUCUUUGAUCAGGAGGCUGGUCGAGGUUUUGACCGCACGUACAACAGCGGUUCCGGAAGGCGCGUUAUUACCAGAGGGUGUACAGUGUAGAGUACUGAGAACAGUGUGUUUGGUUUGUGCGGCCUACACCGCUAGUGUAUUGGAUGGCGCAAUGGGUGGGGCGACUAUAGGUUCCUCAUCACACCCAUCAAUUCUUCCCCUCGGAUACGAAGAACGCGAAGGUGCAUUUGCACGUGCGGAUGAGAUUUUGGGAGAGUUUAGUGUCUGGCCGUGGGGUACAGGAUCUGACAGUGGCUCCACCCCCGCAUCUAGGAAACGCAUUUCUUCAUCCCGCAUCGCAACCGGCUCAUCUUCCGACCCGAGCCGCGAGAGCGUUCUGGGACUCGUGGCGGAAGCGAGGAAAGAGAUGGGGAGGAUCGCACAGGGACAAGAUCGUCCUCCUGGUCUCUCAGACGACGGCCAAGACCUCUGUCUCGAGCUCGUCGCAGGCGUUUUGGAGGUCCUCGGGAGGUUGGAUUCGUUAUUGUGA